AUGCGUUGUGCCGGAGAAGAUAACUAUGGCCUUCCUUCGGCCCGAGUGGUGCGAGAGAAGAACCUGUUCAAAGAGGGAGACCAGAACCACGUGACCAAAAUCCUCACCCACUGCACCGUUCGGAGAUGCUGGGAAGAAUGCGUAAAGAAUUCCGAUUUCUUCUACCGGCGAGAACUCGUUCAGAAAUUCAACAGCGAGAAUCGGUGGAAGAAGCGGGGGAUUGCCGUGAUCCCGACGGCAUACGGGAUGGCGUUCGGAAUUCGAGUCUUGAAUCAAGGUGGAGCGCUGGUUCACAUCUACACUGACGGCUCCGUCCUCCUCAGUCACGGCGGGGUGGAGAUGGGGCAGGGACUCCACACCAAGAUGAUCCAGGUCGUAGCGAGUCGGGCGUUAGGCUUGCCGGUGUCGUACUUCCAUACGAUCGAGACUUCCACAGACACGGUGCCCAAUAGCAGCCCCACGGCUGGCUCCAUGGGAUCCGACCUAAACGGAGCCGCCGUCGUAGUGGCAUGCGAGACGCUGAAGCAGAGGCUGGAGCCCUUCAUGAGGGAAAACCCAAAGGGGAGCUGGGAGGACUGGGUGAAGGCCGCCUACUUCAACAGGGUCAGCCUCUCUGCCACUGGAUUCUAUCGAACCCCAGCGACGUUUAACAAUUGGAAGAAGGGUGACGCUUUCCCAUAUUAUUCUUACGGAGCGGCCUGCUCGGAGGUAGAGGUCGACUGUCUAACCGGAGAUCACAAGGUGCUGAGGACGGAUAUCGUGAUGGACGUGGGGGAGAGCCUGAACCCUGCCAUAGACAUUGGACAGGUGGAAGGAGCCUUUAUUCAUGGAUAUGGGUUAUUUCUCCUUGAGGAAGUGCUAUACUCACCCGAGGGCAAGAUCCUGACCCAAGGACCUUCCACCUAUAAGAUCCCUGGGUUCGGGGACAUCCCCGAGGAGUUCAAUGUCUCCCUGCUCAAAGGAAGCCCCAACAUCCACGCCGGUAUCGGAGAGCCUCCCCUGUUCCUGUCGGCCAGCAUCUUCUUCGCGGUGAAGGAAGCCAUCGCGUCUGCCAGGCAGGAAAGGAACUUGUCGAGGAUUUUCAAACUAGACACCCCCGCCACAGCCGAAAGGAUCCGAAUGGCCUGCCAGGAUCAAUUCACUGACAAGACUCUCUCUUCCUCGUCCUUCCUUUCUGUUCAUCCGAUCGACUCGGGGCUGCACCGCUCGCUUCGUCUGGAAGGAGAAAUGGUGAAUCCGACUAUGAAUACCCUCGUCUUCUACGUCAAUGGAGUCAGGGUCGAGGACGAUGAUUUUGAACCUGAGUUCAGUCUAAUGGAUUACCUCAGGAGAAAGCGGAACCUUUGUCGGUGCACUGGAUACAGGCCGAUAAUCGAGGGCCUCAAAUCCUUCACGUCGGAGUUUCAGUGCUGCAAAGGUGAGAAUGGAGGUGAAUGCACAUGCAUGAACGGCGCUGAUACCACGACACCAGAAGAGGAAGAGCAUCCUCGACUCGUUCAACAGAGCCACCUUAUCCCUUUCGAUCCUACUCAAGAACCCAUUUUCCCUCCCGAACUUCAGGCAGCUGGGAACAUCGUGACCAGCAGCCCCAUCUCCGACCUCAAUCCCCUCUUUCAAGCCGUCCAGUCUCGCAUCUUCCUUCAGAGUUCAGGUUUGGGUGGUCCUCAGAACUUCUUUACCGGUUACCGGAGGAACAUCAUCCGACCGGAAGAGAUCCUGGUGUGGAUCGAGAUCCCUACCACGUCCCCUGAUGAAGUAUUCAAAGGAUACAAACAGGCCCGGCGAAGAGAGGACGACAUCGCUAUCGUCAAUGCUGGAAUGUUCGUCCAAUUCCAUCCUGGGUCGAGAAAGGUCAAGGACAUCCGUCUAUCAUUUGGUGGAAUGGCUCCGUAUACCGUCAUGGCCACCAGGACCAGGAACGACCUCAUCGGAAAGGAAUGGAAUGAAGACUUGCUGGAGGAAGCUCUGGAUCUGCUGAAGGAAGACUUGCCCUUGGACCCAGGCGCUCCUGGGGGCAUGACUCGUUACCGUCAAAGUCUCACUCUCAGGCAAGUUUUCCUCUUCUUUUACAAGUUCUGGCUGGAAGGCUGUCGACACCUCGGUAUGAAACUGCCUCCUGGAACAGAUAGCGUUCUAGGGACAUAUCACAAAGACUUCCCCAAGGCCUCUCAGUAUUUCCAAAUAGUGCCAGGAGGGCAGCCAAAAUGGGACGCAGUCGGGAGGCCGAUGGUAGCGAAGUCCGCGUACCAUCAGGCGACAGGGGAAGCCCAAUACGUGGACGACAUACCACCACGGGACAAUGAAGCGCAUCUCGUUCUCGUCUACAGCUGUCGCAGUCAUGCAAAGUUGGUACAUGUGGAUCCAAGCCCAGCUUUUGACAUCAAGGGUGUCAUCGGAUGGGUGGGAGAAGAAGAUCUCCCUGGUGAAAGAAAUCUCUUCGGGGAAACUAGUGACGAGUUCGUCUUCCGACGGGAUAAGGUGACUAGCGAUGGCCAGGUCAUUGGUGGAAUCCUGGCGGAGACGAGGGAGAUAGCCAAAAUCGCUGCUAAAGCCGUCCGAGUCGAGUAUGAAGAUUUGCAACCCAGAAUCAUCACAAUUGAGGAGGCGAUAAAGGAGCGAGAAUUUUUUUGGGAGGACUGGACGGAAAUCGGCAACGUGGAUGAAGCUCUGUCCCAGGCCCCUCACGUCCUCGAAGGCCAGGUCAGAGUUGGGGGUCAGGAACACUUCUAUUUGGAACCCCAGUCCUGCAUCGUCACACCAUUGCAUGAACAUGAUGAAUUUCUCAUCCACGCCUCCAUCCAGGAUCCAUCGCAUGCACAAAGAGGCGUGGCGGAAGCCCUGGGCAUACAAUACAACCGGGUGACAUGCAAGGUGAAGAGAAUCGGCGGUGGAUUCGGAGGGAAAGAAGCGCGGAGUGUGCUGCACAUCAUAUCAGCUGCUGUUGCCGCUCGAAAAUUCGGUCGCUCGGUGCGAAACGUCCUGGACAGAGACGCGGACAUGAUCUCAACCGGAGGACGCCAUCCUUUCCUGGGCAGAUACAAGGUCGGCUUCAGCCCCGACGGAAGGAUACUUGCUCUCGAUGUCACCAUGUACUCCAACGCUGGUUACAGCUUUGACCUUUCCCAAUACGUGAUGAUCAAAGCCAUUUGUGGCUCAACGAACGCCUACCACAUACCGAACGUGCGAGUUAGAGGCUACGUGUGCAGGACCAACAUUUGCUCUAACACGGCGUUUCGGGCGUUCGGGUCACCCCAGGCCAUGAUGAUAUGCGAGCAGUGGAUGCAGGAUGUCGCCGAGUUCCUCUGCCUGGAUCCCGUUGCGGUACGAGAGAAGAACCUGUUUAAAGAGGGAGACCAGACCCUUCAGACCAAUAUACUCACCCACUGCACCGUUCGGAGAUGCUGGGAGGAAUGUUUCAAGAACUCUGAUUUCUUUUACCGGCGAGAACUCGUCAAGAAAUUCAACAGCGAGAAUCAAUGGAAGAAGAGGGGCUUGGCGAUGAUCCCGACGGCAUAUGGGAUUUCUUUCGGGAUUCGAUUCCUGAAUCAAGGCGGAGCUCUGGUGCACAUCUACACCGACGGCUCCGUCCUCCUCAAUCACGGCGGGGUGGAGAUGGGGCAAGGACUCCAUACCAAGAUGAUUCAGGUAGCAAGUAGGGCGUUGGGCUUGCCAGUGUCGUACUUCCAUACUAUCGAGACCUCCACAGACACAGUGCCUAACACCAGCCCCACGGCUGGCUCCAUGGGAUCCGACCUAAACGGACCAGCCGUUAUCGAAGCAUGCGAAACGCUGAAGCAGAGGUUGGAACCCUUCAUAAGGGAAAACCCAAAAGGGAGUUGGGAGGACUGGGUGAAGGCCGCCUACUUCAAUCGGGUCAGCCUCUCUGCCACGGGAUACUGUCGAACCGCCGGAGGAAGCAACUGGAAGCAGGGCGACACAUUCACGUAUUAUUCUUACGGAGCGGCCUGCUCAGAAGUGGAGAUCGACUGUCUAACCGGCGACCACAAGGUACUGAGGACGGAUAUCGUGAUGGACGUGGGGGAGAGCCUGAAUCCGGCCAUAGACAUUGGGCAAGUGGAAGGAGCCUUUAUUCAGGGAUACGGGUUAUUUCUCCUUGAGGAAGUGCUGUAUUCACCUGAGGGCAAGAUCCUGACCCAAGGACCUUCCACCUAUAAGAUCCCUGGAUUCGGGGACAUCCCCGAGGAGUUCAACGUCUCCCUGCUCAAAGGAAGCCCCAACAUCCACGCCGUCUACUCCUCCAAGGCAAGGCUUGCAUUCAAAUUUUGA
Darwinula stevensoni is the source of this 4287-nucleotide messenger RNA. Lineage: Eukaryota; Metazoa; Arthropoda; Ostracoda; Podocopida; Darwinulidae. The record is from the annotation of a GenBank genome assembly.